This is a messenger RNA of Sporothrix brasiliensis 5110, 2385 nucleotides long. RefSeq lists its product as uncharacterized. Bases 1 to 2385 code for a protein of 794 amino acids. Lineage: Eukaryota; Fungi; Ascomycota; Sordariomycetes; Ophiostomatales; Ophiostomataceae. Gene Ontology annotation, biological process: protein transport. The record is from RefSeq and is a predicted model, not a curated record. The transcript is spliced from 3 exons.
AUGGCCGACAUAAGGGGGACAGCGCCGCCGGCAAGAGCCUCGGGCUCGCCGCAGGCAUCAAAAAUCAGCACGACAUCGCUCAACAAAAGGAAGACAAAGACGUCGUCAAGGAGCUUUCUCGGAUAUGUUUUGAAUACGGUUGCUAGGAUCUUCACGUGGUACUCCAUAUUCGUCCUCCUUUUCCGGUGUCCGUCGAGUCUCGAGGAAUGCGACACCUCGUCACCCUGGCUCUGCAAGCCGUACUUCCAGAUCAAGCAGGCCGUCGCACCACACGUCCACAAGCAUUACGAUGCCUACGCCGCGCCAUAUGUCCAAGUGGUGAGGCCGUACUACGACACGGUUGACCGCACCGUCAUCGCCCCCGCGUGGAAGUACGCUGUGAAGUAUGGUGCGCCCCAGGUCGAGCAGGCGCAAGCGUUUGGCCAGGCACAGUGGACGUCGAACAUCCAGCCGCAGCUGGCCAAGGCUCAGAAUGCCGCGUUCCAGCAAUACAACCAGGUGCUGGGUCCGCACGUCGACAAGGCCGCCACGGCCGUUGCACCAUACUACGAGAUUGGCCGCAACAGCGCGCUCCAGACGCACCACGAAGUGAUCCUCCCCGCGUACGAGUUCCUCUCGCCAUACGCCCUUCAGGGCUACUCGGCCGCUUCGGCCUUCACGACGGGAACAGUUGUGCCUGUGGCCAUCUGGACGUAUGGUCAGGCUUCGGAGUUUAUCGACUCGACUGUCCUGCCCCAGCUUCGCAUUUUCUACGUCAACACGGUCGAGCCCCAGCUGCAGAAGAUCGGCCUUAACAUCGGCCAGUAUACGGAAAAGGUCACAUCGCAGCGGACCGCGUACACCAGUGGCGCAUCCUCCUCGUUCACGAAGCCAGCCCAGCCGACCACCUCGACUACCUCCAUCAAGGCGUCUUCGUCCACCACGACUACCUCGACCUCGACAGCCCACACUGAGCAGCCCGAGACCACCUCGAUUGCUACGGCUGCGGCCGCCAGCUCGACCGCCUCCGCGGCGCCUGCUCCCGCCGGCAUCACGGACGCGGCGAAGCUGAAGCGCCCGGAGCCGAUUGUGCAGGACCAGGCGGAGUCGGCGGAGGACGAGGUGCGGCGCCUUGCGCGCGAGACUGUGGCCGAAGAUCUGCACGCUUGGCAGGAAAAGUACGCCAAGGCGGCAGACGAGGGCGCGGCGGAGAUUGAGAAGAGCGUCGAGGAGAUUUCGAAGCGCAUGAUCCGGCGCAGCGCGCGCACGUCGGGCAAGGCCCUUGUGGACGGGCUGCAGAACACGGUCGUGACGAACUUGGUGCAGCUGCGGCGCGACAUUGUCAACAUUAUCGGCGCGGUAAAGCAGGAGACGACCACGCCGUCCGCGGCCGAGGAGCAGGUGCUCGUGGUGGUGCGGCGUGCCGGCGUCGAGAUUAAGGAGAAGGCGCAGGCCGUGCGCUCGUGGCGCGAGGAGUACGGCAAGGAGCUGCAGGACACAAUCAGCCGGGCGGCCGAGAACCACUUCCAGAUCCUCGGGUCAAUUAGGGACUUGGCGCUGCAGCGGAUCGGCAUGAAGUGGGCGUGGAUGGAGGGCAUCACGUACAAGGACUGGGCCAAGUACCACCAGCUCAAGGGCCGCUUUGAGGAGUGGGAGAACGACUUGGAGCAGCUGAUUGUGACACACCCCGGCCUCGAGGCGGCGACAAGCGCGGGCCAGGCGGUCGAGGACGAGGCGAUGGGCGUGGCGGCGUCGGCGGCCAAGGAGCUGGGGCGUCUGCGCCAGGUGGCCGAACUCAAGAUUGCCGAGCUCGACGACAGCGACGAGUUUGACGCGGACACGAUCAAGGCCAAUGUGGCGGCGGCCAAGGCGGCCAAGGAGGCCGAAGAAUCCGCAGAAGCCGCACGCCUGGCAAAGGAGGCUGAGGAGGCGGCUGCCGCCGAGGCUGCCGCACAGGCAACUCUGGAGGAGGAGGCGGCGGCCAGAUCAGAGGCUCUGGCAGCAGCAGCUGCGACCGCCGAGGUUGUUGGUGCCGAGCCGAUCACUGAGGCCACUGAGGCCACCGAGGAGGGACAGGCGGAGGGAAAGGAGGCGGCUGUGCCGCCCAAGAUUACAAACGAUGACGAAGCGGCCGAGUCCGUCCUGGCUGACGAGGCCGCCGAAGCCGAAGCCGAGGCCGAUACGGAAGCAGCCGACGCUGCCACAAUUGCGCCUGACGAGGUCCCCAUCAUUCUGGGCGACGCAAACGGAGUGGUCGACGACUCGCCAACCCAGGAGACGACUGAACUGGCCGAUGCCGAGUCUACGGCGGAUGCUAAAACAGUGCACCUGCCAGUGGACGAGGUGGACGAGGCUGUUGAGGCCGACGAGGCUGCCACUGCCGAGGAGACGACGGAUGCGCUAUAG